Messenger RNA from Zasmidium cellare ATCC 36951, 1629 nucleotides. RefSeq lists its product as uncharacterized. The transcript has 2 exons. The record is from RefSeq and is a predicted model, not a curated record. Lineage: Eukaryota; Fungi; Ascomycota; Dothideomycetes; Mycosphaerellales; Mycosphaerellaceae. The coding region runs from base 1 to 1629 and encodes 542 amino acids.
AUGCACCUCGCACACCCCUUCAUCCUCUCCCUCUUACCCCUCCUCCCCUUCACAACCGCCCAAACCUCCCUCUACAAACCCUGCCCCCUCCUAGGCCCCUACUUCCCCGCCCCGCGCAUCGACCCCAACUCCCCGGCCCUCAAAUCGACGUUCAACGCCUUCACCUCCUACAUCGACUCCUACCUCGCCGCCGGCACCGGCGACUUCGGACCCAUCACGCCCAACACCACCUCUUUCAGCCUCAGCCUCUUCGCGGGUGGGAAUCUCGUCCGGAACGGGAAUGGAUCAGACCCGCUGUUCUACGAGUAUCAUCAUGGUGCUGGGGUUGAGAAGCCGGAUCGAGGGAGUGUAUAUGCGGCGGGGGAUUUGACGCAGAUUUUAACUGUGCUGGCUUCAUUGGUGGAGUUGGGUGUGGAGGGGUGGGAGAGGAGUAUUGUGGAGUUUUUGCCGGAGUUGGAGGGCUUGUCGACUGGAGGUCCGCUCCGAGCGGUGCAGUGGAGGAAUGUUACGUUGGGGGCGUUGGCGGGCCAUAUGGCUGGGAUUGUGAGGCAUUCGGAUGCCUGCAGAAUCGACGGGCGUUGUCAAAAGGAUAUCUUCCUGAAGAAGCUGGCGUCGAAACCUCCCGUCUACCUCCCGGAUACGACGCCGAUCUACUCGCGCGCCGCCUUCCAACUGCUCGCCUUCGCCCUCGAAGCGAAAUGCGGCCAACCCUUCGCACAGAUCCUCCAAGACCGCAUCCUCGCCAAACUCAACCUCAGCAGCACCUCCCUCCUCAAGAACACCUCCGCACCACCUUUCGGCCACGGCCUCUCCAACUCCUCAACCCUCGGCGAACCCGCCUCCCUCUCCCUCCUCACCAGCACCGCCGACCUCGCCACCUUCGGCCACAGCUUCCUGACAUCCUCCCUGCUCCCCCAAUCCACAACUCGCCGCUGGCUGAAACCCUUCACCUCCACCUCCAACAUCGCCAACUCCGUCGGUCGACCCUGGGAGAUCUACCAUUACAGGGACAACGCCACCGGCACCAUCAUCGACGUCUACACGAAAACAGGAACUGUGGGGAGGUAUAGCAACUACUUCGGUCUCGCGCCGGAUUACGGCGUCGGGUUCUCGAUUCUGGCGUUGAACAGCGAGGGCGAGGCGCCGGAUUUGAACGCUUAUGCGGAUAUGGCGCUGUUUGCGCUGUUGCAGCUGCAGAGUCUUGCGGAGAAGGAGGCUCAGGCUACUUAUCCUGGGACGUACACUUCCGCUGGUAAUGCCUCUUCCAUCGUGCUUAACAUCACGGACUCGGGCUCGGACCCGGGUCUCGCUGUCACGCACCUCGUCGUCAAUGGCACGGAUUGGCUUGCCACGAUUGCGGAGCAGAGUGGUAUCUUGGACCCGGCAAAUCUCGACUUUAGAUUGUAUCCUACCAAUCUCGUUGAGGGAGGCAAGAGGGUGUGGCAGGGUGUGAUCCAGGACAAGAGUGCGUUGGCUGAUUUUGGAACGCCGACGUGCAUUUCGUGGCAGACGGUUGGAGAGCUGGAGAGAGGUGGUCUGGCGCUUGAUGCAUUCGUGAUCGAGGUUGAUGAUAGUGGUGAGGCGAGGACUGUGGUGUCGGAUGCGUUGGGCGUGAGAUUCCAGAGGUAG